AUGACAACCACCGACAUCAAAAAGAAGAGGCUAUCAUUGCUUGGACUCUUGAAGGAAAUUUUUAACUGGUAUCCUUCUGAAUAUCCCUCGGAGGAGCGAAAAUUACUCUUCAAGCUCGAUGUUUCAAUUUUGGUCUUUGCAUGUCUAUGCUUCUUUGUCAAAUUUCUAGAUCAAACCAACAUUAGCAAUGCAUACGUCAGCGGACUGAAGGAGGACUUUGGCCUCUACGGAAACGAGCUCAACUACUUCAACGUCUGCUACUACACGGCUUAUGUCGUCUUUCAGGUUCCAGGCAUGUUGUUGAUGUCUCGACCGGCAUUAGCAAGGUGGCUUCUUCCGACUCUGGAAGUUCUCUGGGGAAUCGUCACCUUUGCUCAGAGCCGAGUUACGAAUGUGCACCAACUUUAUGCGGCACGUUUCCUUGUCGGAAUGCUCGAGGCUCCUGUAUUUGCAGGCACACAUUUCAUCCUGGGCUCCUGGUAUAGCGGCCCUGAACUCUUUAAGCGCGCCGGAACUUGGUUCAUCUGCAACCCCCUCGGAUCAAUGGUGAGCGGUUACCUCCAAGCCGCUGCUUACAAGAACCUAUCUGGUGUUGGCGGCAUGCCUGGAUGGAAAUGGCUCUUUAUCAUCGAUGGCAUCUUUACCAUCCCUGUCGCGUUUCUAGGCUUCAUCAUUUUCCCUGGGGUUCCUGACUCGCCGAGACCCUUCUUCCUGACUGAGAAUGAUAUUUCAUUGGCCAAGCAGCGUCUGGAAAGGUACCGGAUCCGACGUCCUGGAAAGAUUGGACGCGAUGUGUUUAAGCGCACUAUCAAGAGAUGGCAUAUUUGGGUUUUUGUAUUCUGCUACAUCUGCAUGAUCAUCUCUUCCUAUCCUUCUUCGUACAUGAAUCUCUGGCUCAAGGACGAAGGUUAUUCGGUUGGACAGAUAAACACGCUACCGACCGUCACCUCUGCCAUCACCAUCGUCGCUUCUUGGCUUGGCACGACCUUGGCGUCUAUUUAUCCGUCGUGGAUCAUAUACACCAUCGUUGAGGGUUCUUGUAUGUUUGCGACAAUCUGCAUGAUUGUGUGGAAGAUCCCCAAAGGGCUAAAAUUCUUUGCGUGGUACCUGUUUGGUGUAUCAGGCUGUGCAAGCCCGAUCUUGUAUUCAACGGUCAACACCAUCGUCAAGGAUGACUCUGAGGAGCGAGCCCUCAUCAUGGGGUCGAUGAUGACAUUCGGGUAUUCUUUCUACAUCUGGGUUCCUCUCCUACUCUUUCCCACAGCUGGACCCAAUGGAGCGCCCAGAUGGCGCAAGGGCUGGCCGGUUACGCUGGUCUUCUUCUUCUUGCUUUGGUCAGGGUUCAUCACGGCCAUUGUGUUGUGGAAGAAAAGGUGA
Messenger RNA from Fusarium vanettenii 77-13-4, 1377 nucleotides. RefSeq lists its product as uncharacterized. The transcript has 9 exons. Gene Ontology annotation, cellular component: membrane. Bases 1 to 1377 code for a protein of 458 amino acids. Gene Ontology annotation, biological process: transmembrane transport. Lineage: Eukaryota; Fungi; Ascomycota; Sordariomycetes; Hypocreales; Nectriaceae. The record is from RefSeq and is a predicted model, not a curated record. Gene Ontology annotation, molecular function: transmembrane transporter activity.